Prunus avium (sweet cherry) is the source of this 1936-nucleotide messenger RNA. The record is from RefSeq and is a predicted model, not a curated record. Lineage: Eukaryota; Viridiplantae; Streptophyta; Magnoliopsida; Rosales; Rosaceae.
UUCUUGGAGAAACCCAAAAAGCCUGCAAACAACUUCACUGUGGGGAUCAUGGCCCUGCUAUCCAUUUCCCUUUCAGGCUCAAAGACAGACACCCAGAUCAUUGUGGAUAUCCUGGGUUUGUUGUAUCUUGCAAUGAAAGACAUGAGACUGUUCUUGAGCUGCCAAUUCCAGUCAAAUUAUCUGUGAAUACUAUAGAUUAUAAGAAUCAGGAAAUCUUUUUAUAUGACCCAGAUCAUUGCCUGGUGGCGAAGCUUUUAGAAACCCAGACCAUGUCAUUCUCUCCCUUCUACAUAAUUUACCCACGGAACAUUACGCUAUUCGAUUGUUCUUUAGGGCUUGAGGAAUCUGGAGAUGGAGAUCCUGUGGCUGCUGUCCCCUGCCUUAGUAGCCCCGGCCACCAUAUUUAUGCAGUGGAUUCUGUUGAUAACGUUGAAGGCCUACAAUAUUGUACCAAGACGUCUAAUGUUUUUCCAGCUCCAUAUAUUUUUUCGCCCAAACAAGAGACUGCAUUCCGUUGGUCUAAACCAAAUUGUACAGAAUGUGAAGCAGAAGGAAAGAAGUGUAGAUUGAAGAAUAAUGGAACCAAAAACGAAAUCGAAUGUGUACAUGAAGCAAAUAUGAGUGCAGCAACGAAAUUAGUGGUUACAGGUGCAUCCCUGGGUUCAUUUGUUCUCAUGCUACUGGUCAUUGCAGCCUAUCAUGUCUAUAGCUAUGACAGAAAUGAAAAAGAGAAUCGAUUGAAAAUUGAAAGAUUUCUAGAGGACUACAAAGCUCUCAAGCCAAGCAGAUAUUCUUAUGCAGACAUUAAGAGGAUUACAGAUCAAUUCAAGGACAAGUUAGGGGAAGGAGCCUAUGGAUCUGUUUAUAAAGGAAAGCUUUCUUCUGAAUUAUUUGUUGCAGUGAAAGUCCUCAACAGUUCUACGGGAGAUGGGGAAGAUUUCAUAAAUGAAGUGGGAACAAUGGGUCAUAUCCACCAUGUUAACGUGGUUCGCUUGGUUGGCUUCUGUGCUGAUGGAUUUAGACGCGCUCUUGUUUAUGAGUUCUUACCUAAUGGUUCACUACAAGAUUUCAUUUCAUCAGCCAACAAUAAUAACAGUUUCCUUGGUUGGGAUAAGUUGCAAGAUAUUGCUCUAGGCGUAGCCCAAGGAAUUGAAUAUCUUCACCAAGGAUGUGAUCAACGGAUCCUCCAUUUUGACAUCAAGCCUCACAAUAUUCUUCUUGACGAGAAUUUCAUCCCAAAGAUUUCUGACUUCGGACUUGCAAAAUUAUAUCCCAUAGAUAAUAGCAUUGUCUCUUUGACAGCAGCAAGGGGAACAAUGGGAUACAUGGCUCCAGAGCUAUUCUACAAGAAUAUUGGGGGUGUUUCGUUUAAAGCUGAUGUUUAUAGUUUUGGAAUGUUGUUAAUGGAAAUGACAAGCAGAAGGAAGAAUUUAAAUGCAUUUGCAGAGCAUUCAAGCCAAAUCUACUUCCCUUCAUGGGUUUAUGAUCAAUAUAAUGAGGGGAAGGACUUGGAGAUGGGCGAUGUACCAGAGGAGGAAAAGGAAAUCAUGAAAAAAAUGGUUAUAACGGCCUUAUGGUGUAUACAAAUGAAGCCAAGUGAUCGUCCUUCGAUGAAGAAAGUCAUAGAGAUGCUCGAAGGCGGUGUUGAAUUCUUGAAAUUGCCUCCCAAGCCUUUUCUAUGUCCACAAGAGAUGCAAGUGGGUGAUCUUGAUCAAGAUAGUUUGAAUCAAGCAUAUUCUAAGAUUGAGCUAACAUCUACUUUCUCAACUAGGUAAAGACAGCUCACACAGACUAGUCCAUCAGUUUGAAACUCAAUGCCAUUUUUACUGGUUAUGUAAUAGUAGUGUGCAUGUAAAUUGAAAUCAAAACUGUUGUGAAAUAAGGAAACAGGUGAAGAACCAAGAACGUAUUUGUGGAAUUCAAACUUCUCUUCACA